This is a messenger RNA of Psylliodes chrysocephalus, 15785 nucleotides long. Lineage: Eukaryota; Metazoa; Arthropoda; Insecta; Coleoptera; Chrysomelidae. The record is from the annotation of a GenBank genome assembly.
AAUUUUCUAAUUUUAAUUUGGCUGGUUUCUAAAAAUACAACUUUCUCAGCUGUUUUAAAAAUAGAACAGGUCUAUCAGUCGAACAAAAUUUUGUUGCUGUGUGGAUAUAAAAUUAAUGUAAAAAUUUGCAAAAAAUAAAAAUAAACCCCCACUAUGGCAGAAGCCGAGGGGGGAUCCGAACAGGAUGAUGUCUCGUUCUUACGAACGGAAGACAUGGUAUGUCUUUCGUGUACUGCAACAGGAGAACGUGUCUGUUUAGCAGCCGAAGGAUUUGGAAACAGACAUUGUUUCUUAGAAAAUAUUGCUGAUAAGAAUAUACCACCAGACCUUUCCCAAUGUGUUUUUGUAAUAGAACAGGCCCUAUCAGUACGUGCUUUGCAGGAAUUAGUUACAGCUGCAGGAAACGAAACAGGCAAAGGUACUGGAUCAGGACACAGAACUUUGUUGUACGGCAAUGCAAUAUUAUUAAGGCAUCAGAACAGUGAUAUGUAUUUGGCUUGUCUAUCAACGAGUUCAAGUAAUGACAAAUUGGCUUUCGACGUUGGUUUACAAGAUCACAGCCAUGGUGAAGCUUGUUGGUGGACCGUUCAUCCUGCUAGCAAACAAAGAUCUGAGGGUGAGAAAGUACGCGUAGGAGAUGAUCUUAUUUUGGUAUCAGUUGCCACCGAAAGAUACUUGCAUACAACCAAAGAAAACGAAGUAUCUAUAGUAAAUGCAAGUUUUCACGUGACACAUUGGUCUGUCCAACCAUAUGGAACCGGUAUAUCUAGGGUCAAAUAUGUAGGUUAUGUGUUUGGCGGUGACGUUCUCAGAUUCUUUCAUGGAGGUGACGAAUGUCUCACUAUACCUUCUACAUGGGAUACAGAACCACAACAUAAUAUGGUUAUUUAUGAAGGCGGUAGUGUCAUGUCUCAAGCUAGAUCACUUUGGAGAUUAGAGCUAGCACGAACCAAAUGGGCUGGUGGUUUUAUAAAUUGGUAUCAUCCCAUGAGAAUAAGACAUAUCACGACAGGACGAUAUUUGGCUGUAAACGAAAAUAACGAACUGUACCUUGUUAGCAGGGAUGAAGCUAACACCGCGACAACAGCUUUCUGUUUACGACAAGAAAAAGACGACCAAAAAGUUGUAUUAGAAGAUAAAGAUUUGGAAAUCAUCGGAGCUCCUAUAAUCAAAUAUGGUGACUCGACUGUCAUUGUGCAACAUUCUGAAACUGGUCUCUGGUUGUCUUACAAGGCAUACGAGACAAAGAAGAAAGGCGUCGGAAAAGUUGAGGAAAAACAAGCCGUACUUCACGAAGAAGGUAAAAUGGAUGACGGUUUGGAUUUCAGUAGAUCCCAAGAAGAAGAAUCCAGGACCGCUAGAGUUAUCCGUAAAUGCAGCUCUCUCUUUACGCAAUUCAUAAACGGUCUAGAGCAGUUACAAUCCAACCGAAGACAUUCCAUCUUUUUCCAGCAAAUCAACUUGAACGAAAUGGUUAUGUGUUUGGAAGAUUUGAUUAAUUAUUUCGCCCAACCCGAAGAUGAUAUGGAGCAUGAAGAAAAACAAAAUCGUCUACGAGCUCUGAGAAACAGGCAGGAUCUGUUUCAAGAAGAAGGAAUCCUUAAUUUAAUCCUGGAAGCCAUCGACAAAAUCAACGUCAUCACAUCUCAAGGUUUCUUAGCGCAAUUAGCCGGAGAUCAAAGCUGGGAAACAAUCGGAGUGUAUCUAUAUCAAUUGUUAGCUGCAAUCAUUAAGGGAAAUCACACGAAUUGUGCGCAAUUCGCCAAUUCCAAUCGACUGAACUGGUUGUUUUCUAGAUUAGGUUCGCAGGCUUCCGGCGAAGGUACAGGAAUGUUGGACGUACUUCACUGCGUCUUAAUAGAUUCUCCAGAAGCUUUGAACAUGAUGAGGGAUGAACAUAUUAAAGUAAUAAUAUCUCUCCUGGAAAAACACGGAAGAGAUCCUAAAGUUUUGGACGUUUUGUGCUCUCUGUGCGUCGGUAAUGGAGUCGCAGUUCGUAGUUCACAAAAUAAUAUCUGUGAUUAUCUAUUGCCUGGAAAAAAUUUACUUUUGCAAACCCAAUUAGUCGACCAUGUUGCAAGUGUCCGACCAAAUAUAUUUGUAGGUAGAGUAGAAGGUAGUGCGAUUUAUCAAAAAUGGUAUUUUGAGGUCACUGUUGAUCAUUUAGAACAGACCACACACAUGACUCCGCAUUUGAGAAUUGGUUGGGCGAAUUCUAAAGGUUAUAUACCGUAUCCUGGAGGUGGAGAGAAAUGGGGUGGAAACGGUGUAGGAGAUGAUUUAUAUUCCUAUGGUUUCGAUGGUGCAUACCUUUGGACUGGAGGUAGAAGUACCAGGGUAGUUCUAAGUAACUCAGAACCGUUUAUAAGAAAAACUGAUGUUAUUGGAUGUGCCUUAGAUUUAACAGUUCCAAUGAUCAAUUUUACGUUUAAUGGUGUGCCAAUUAGAGGUAGUUUUCGUAAUUUCAACUUGGACGGCAUGUUCUUCCCUGUCAUAAGCUGUUCUUCCAAACUAAGUUGCCGUUUCUUACUUGGCGGCGAUCACGGUAAACUAAAAUAUUUCCCUCCAGAAGACUUCUCUCCUCUCGUCGAGAGCCUUCUACCUCAGCAAAUCCUCUUGCUCGAACCUUGCUUCUAUUUCGGCAACAUGUCGAAGAAUGUUAUAGCAGGACCCCUUUACGUGGAAGACGAUACGGCAUUCGUACCGAAUCCUGUGGAUACUUCCAUGGUAACGCUACCUCCUUACAUAGAGUCGAUCAGAGAUAAACUAGCCGAAAAUAUUCACGAAAUGUGGGCUAUGAAUAAAAUCGAAGCUGGAUGCCAAUGGGGAGAGUUCAGGGACGAUUCUAGGCUGAUUCAUCCCUGUUUGGUUUCGUUUGAUAAGUUGCCGGGAGCUGAAAGAAAAUAUGAUACUCAGUUAGCUGUUCAAACCUUAAAGACUAUCAUUGCUCUUGGAUACUAUAUAACGAUGGACAAACCUCCUUCAAGAAUAAAGACUAUCCGACUGCCCAACGAACCUUUUUUGCAAGCCAACGGUUACAAACCAGCUCCUCUUGACUUAAGCGCUAUCAGUUUGACAGCAAAAUUGGAAGAAUUGGUCGAUCAAUUGGCAGAAAAUACGCAUAAUCUAUGGGCAAAGGAAAGAAUACAAAAUGGAUGGACGUAUGGACUUAACGAAGACCCUGACAUGUUCAGGAGCCCCCAUCUGGUUCCUUACGGCAAAGUAGACGACGCAAUCAAAAAAGCCAAUCGUGACACAGCAUCAGAAACGGUCAGAACGCUUUUGGUCUACGGAUACAACUUAGACCCGCCUACUGGUGAACAGCAAGAAACCUUAUUAGGCGACAUCAACAGACAGAGGCUGUUACACUUCAGAACUUAUAGGGCUGAGAAGAAUUACGCUGUCAGCUCAGGAAAAUGGUACUUCGAAUUCGAAAUUUUGACAGCCGGGCCCAUGAGGGUCGGUUGGGCAAAGGCGGAUUGCGCUCCAGGGUGUAUGCUGGGAUCUGACGAGAAUACGUGGGCGUUUGAUGGGUACAAUGAAGAGAAAGUAUACACUAAUUCUGCUGAGUCAUUCGGCAAACAGUGGCAAGUGAGUGAUGUCGUUGGGGUUUUUCUUGACCUAAUUGAUCAUACUAUAAGUUUUUCUUUGAAUGGUGAACUUCUUAUGGAUGCCCUUGGUGGAGAAACGACGUUCGCUGACGUACAGGGCGAUAAUUUCGUACCAGCGUUCACUCUCGGAGUUGGUCAAAAAGCCAAACUUAUUUUUGGUCAAGACGUUACGCAAUUAAAAUAUUUCACAAUGUGCGGGUUACAAGAGGGAUACGAACCAUUCUGUGUAAAUAUGAAUCGAGCGGUAACCUACUGGUACACCCAAGAUCAACCAAUAUUUGAAAAUACCGAAGACAUACCUGAUACGAAAAUAGAUGUAACUAGAAUAUUAGCAGGUUCUGAGACACCACCUUGCUUGAAGAUCAGUCAUAACACGUUCGAAACCAUGGAGAAAGCCAACUGGGAAUUUUUGAGAUUAAGUUUGCCUGUCAUAUGCCAUUCUCAAUUUAUAUCGGAAGACGAAAAGCGCAGGAGAUGGGAUGAAAUUAAAAUUCGUCAACAUAGAUUGAAGGCGGAAGUUAUCGAUCAAGGACCUCCGGCUCACAUAGAAAAUAUCAUGAAGAGCGGAUUCUCGAUGAGCGACAUCAAAGGUUUGCACAGAAAUUAUGAAGAUGCCGUGGAAUCGGACGAAGUGAUGAAACAACAAAGUCACCAACAAAGUCACCAACAAAGUCACCAACAAAGUAACACUAACAAAUCUAUGAGGUUGCCGUCUCGACCUCCGAGAAAAGGUUCUUUAUCCAGAAAUGUGAAUGGUUUUGAUGAUAAUACUCUAGGAGUCAUGACAGGCAGAGGUGUGCAGAGGUCCAGCAGCGAACUUAACAUGAAUAGAUACAACGAAAUGACAAAUAGCGUUCCAGAAAAGACGGACGACAAGAAAAAGAGAGGUAGAUCACCGUUCAGAUUUUUCUCUAAGAAAAAUCGUGAAGCCGGCACAAGCGGUGAAAGAGAUCGCAUCAAAAAAGCGAGAACUCCGGAUCCAGCACCAAGAAUGGCGAGCGAUCUAUCACCGCAAGCGAGAUCGGUCGGUUUAUCCAACACUGCUUUACAGAGGCGACAGACAAUGAAACAGUCUCAGACCGAUCUUCAUCAUCAAGCACCUAUAGAUAAACAGCAAAAGCAAUUAACGGUAACGCUACCAUCGGAUAUAGAAUCAGUUGGUAAUGAAAUUUAUGAUGCGGAAUGUCUCAAACUAAUAAAUGAGUACUUUUACGGUGUGCGUAUAUUUCCUGGUCAAGAUCCUGCACACACUUACGUAGGCUGGGUAACAACUCAAUAUCAUCUCCAUAGUAAAGAUUUUAACCAAAAUCAAGUACGCAAAUCUUCCGUGUGGGUUGUAGAUGAUUUUGAUCGUGUGGUUGAUGGCGUCGACCGACAAUCUUGUUACAUGGUUAGAUCAGAUGAAUUGUACAACCAAGUGACUCAAGACGCUUCUGGUAAAGGAGCUUCACAAGGAAUGUUUAUUGGUUGUUUCUUAGAUGCGGCUACUGGUAUCAUAACAUUUACUUGCGACGGAAAACCGACUUCACAUAGGUUUAAAAUGGAACCUGAAACAAAACUGUUUCCCGCUAUUUUCGUGGAAGCGACGAGCAAAGAAGUCUUACAGGUUGAAUUGGGAAGGACUCCAACUAGCCUUCCACUGUCUGCUGCUAUUUUGCAAAACAGUGCGAGACACGUUAUACCACAGUUUCCACCGAGAUUAAAAGUUCAAUGUUUGAAACCACAUCAAUGGGCUAGAGUACCGAAUCAAAGUCUUCAAGUACAUGCUUUGAAACUUUCUGACAUAAGAGGAUGGUCAAUGUUAUGCGAAGACCCGAUAUCGAUGUUGGCUCUUCAUAUUCCAGAGGAAGAUAGAUGCAUAGAUAUCCUGGAACUUAUAGAAAUGGAUAAAUUGCUCAGUUUCCACGCGCACACUUUGACAUUAUACGCGGCGUUGUGCUAUCAAAGUAACUACAGAGCGGCGCACGUGUUGUGUAAACAUGUCGACCAGAAACAAUUGUUGUACGCCAUAAAAUCCGAGUAUAUGAGUGGUCCGCUCAGACAAGGUUUCUACGAUUUGUUAAUUGCUGUUCAUCUGGAAUCUACGGCUACAACUAUGGAAGUAUGUAAAAACGAAUACGUAAUUCCUAUUGGCCAAGAACUGAAAGAUUUGUACGCCGACGACCCAGAAAUGGGACACAGUUUAAGACGACUUAAAAUGGAGUCCGUUCAACCGCAGAUGAAAAUGUCAGAUAUAACGGAAAAUAUUGCCAAUAUUAAAGAACUGUACGCUCCAUAUUUUCCUUUGGAUGUCGUUCGAGACUACGUAAUGAAAGCUCUAUCGGAAUCUGUCGAAACCAAUCAAGUUCACAAUCGGGAUCCAAUUGGAGGAUCCAAUGAAAAUCUUUUCUUACCUCUCUUGAAACUAGUCGAUCGCCUGCUCCUGGUCGGAAUGUUAAGCGACGAAGACGUAGAUAAACUUCUAAUAAUGGUGUGUCCAGAAACCUGGGAUGAAUCUUACGAAAAGGACGGCAAAGACGAGCAUCGAAAAGGUCUGUUGUCCAUGAAAAUGGCCGAAGGUGCCAAACUCCAAAUGUGUUAUCUUCUCCAUCACUUAUGCGACAUCCAAUUAAGGCACCGGGUGGAGUCUAUAAUAGCUUUCAGCCACGAUUUCGUUGGCGAACUUCAAACCGAUCAAUUGCGAAGAUACAUCGAUAUCAAACAAUCCGAUUUACCUUCUGCCGUCGCCGCGAAAAAAACGAGAGAGUUCAGGUGCCCUCCUAGAGAGCAAAUGAACGCCAUCUUGUGUAAGUUUAAGAGAAUAGCAGGCUUCAAAAACAUUGAAGAAGAAGAUAAAGACAAUUGCCCUCUGGGUGAUGAUUUGUGCGAAAGAAUGAACACUUUCCAUCACAGGUUGAUGAACCACGUAUCACUUCAAGCUCUCCUUGCACCAGAAGAAGAAGAGAAUACAGAGGUUGUCAAACUGGGACCGUUUAAAAAAUUAUACAAUUUAAUAAACGCCGUAAAAGAACUGGAAGAGGAGAAGAAGGAGGAACCCGAACCUGAAAAGAAAACUCCAGAAGAAACGUUCAGGAAGGUACUUAUUGCCACUAUUGUUAGAUGGGCGGAGGAAACUCAAAUUGAAACUUCAAAUCUAGUCCAGGAGAUGUUUAGUUUGUUGGUAAGACAAUAUGACUCAGUAGGAGAGCUAAUUAGAGCUUUAGAAAAGACGUACAUCAUUAAUGCAAAGACAAAAAUAGAUGUGGCAGAAAUGUGGGUCGGUUUGAGUCAAAUCAGAGCUUUGCUUCCCGUACAAAUGUCGCAAGAAGAAGAAGAACUAAUGAGAGAGAGAUUGUGGAAGCUGGUGAACAAUCACACUUUCUUCCAACAUCCUGACUUAAUUCGAGUCUUGAGGAUCCACGAGAACGUUAUGGCUGUCAUGAUUAAUACUUUGGGCAGAAGAUCGCAAGCUCAAUCCGAUGCUAGCAACCAGCAGCAGAACACCGAAGGUGAAGUUGCUACCAAAGAAAAGGACACUUCUCACGAGAUGGUGGUCGCUUGCUGCCGUUUCUUAUGCUAUUUCUGCAGAACCGGCAGACAGAACCAGAAAGCCAUGUUCGAACACUUCGACUUUUUACUCGAUAACAGUAACAUUCUUUUAUCGAGACCGAGUUUAAGAGGCUCUACGCCUCUCGAUGUAUCUUACUCCUCGCUCAUGGAGAACACUGAACUAGCUUUGGCUCUUCGCGAACACUAUCUAGAAAAAAUUGCCGUAUAUUUAUCUCGCUGUGGUCUACAAUCAAAUUCAGAAUUAAUAGAAAAAGGUUACCCGGAUUUAGGUUGGGACCCGGUAGAAGGAGAAAGGUACCUAGAUUUUUUGAGGUUUUGCGUUUGGGUGAACGGCGAAAGCGUCGAAGAAAACGCCAAUCUCGUAAUAAGACUGUUAAUCCGACGACCAGAAUGUUUGGGACCCGCUCUCAGAGGAGAAGGCGAAGGUUUAUUAAGAGCUAUAGUAGAUGCUAACAAAAUGUCCGAGAGAAUAGCAGAUAGAAGAAAAAUGAUGGACGAAGCUGAGGGGACUGUUGUUAAUAUUGCACAAUUUACACACCCGUUGCCGGAAAGCGACGAUGAUGAAGAUUAUAUCGAUACUGGUGCAGCUAUUUUAAAUUUCUACUGCACCUUGGUCGAUCUUUUGGGACGGUGCGCUCCCGAUGCGUCAGUAAUUGCUUUGGGAAAGAACGAAUCUUUAAGAGCAAGAGCCAUUCUACGAUCUCUUGUACCAUUAGAGGAUUUGCAAGGAGUUUUGAGCGAAAAAUUCACUCUACAUAAUCCAGCCGCUGGAGAAGAAAGACCUAAGUCUGAUAUGCCUUCUGGAUUGACACCUCCUCACAAGCAGUCCAUCGUUCUGUUUUUGGAAAGAGUUUACGGCAUCGAAACUCAAGAGUUGUUCUACAAACUUUUGGAAGACGCUUUCUUGCCAGAUUUGAGAUGUGCCACAAUGUUGGACAGGAAUGAUGGUAGUGAAUCUGAUAUGGCUCUAAGUAUGAACAGAUACAUUGGAAAUUCCAUCUUGCCGCUAUUGAUUCAGCACAGUAAAUUUUACAGUGAGGCUGAGAACUACGCUUCUUUAUUAGAUGCAACUUUGCAUACUGUGUACCGGUUGUCAAAGAACCGAAUGUUAACCAAAGGUCAAAGAGAAGCUGUAUCAGAUUUCUUAGUUGCUUUAACCAGUCAGCUGCAACCUUCAAUGCUUCUGAAAUUGCUCAGGAAGUUGACGGUCGAUGUAUCUAAUCUUUCAGAAUACACAACAGUCGCUUUGAGACUAUUGACAUUACAUUAUGACAGAUGUGCCAAAUAUUACGGUUCUAGCGGUGGCCAAGGAAUUUACGGAUCUUCCAGCGAUGAAGAAAAAAGGUUAACGAUGAUGCUCUUCUCCAAUAUUUUUGAUUCUUUGAGCAAAAUGGAUUACGAGCCGGAACUGUUCGGAAAGGCUUUACCUUGUCUCACAGCCAUAGGUUGUGCUUUACCACCGGACUAUUCCCUUUCUAAAAACUACGAUGACGAAUGGUAUACCAACAAGUCCGAUAAAUCCAGCACGGAUGGACCUUACAAUCCGCAACCGAUCAAUACUUCUUCCAUCGUAUUGAACAAUGAUUUAAACAAUAUUGUCCAGCAGUUUUCUGAGCAUUAUCACGACGCUUGGGCUUCGAGGAAAUUGGAGAACGCUUGGCAAUAUGGUGAAACUUACUCUGGAUGGGAUAGCAAUAAGACGCAUCCUAGGUUGAAGCCUUAUUCUAUGCUUAAUGAUUACGAAAAAGAGAGGUACAAAGAACCCGUCAGAGAAUCUCUCAAAGCCCUGCUAGCCAUUGGCUGGUCCGUUGAACAAUUUGAAGUAGAUCUACCGUCAAACAAUAGAAAUUCCGGCAUAAGACAAUCUGCAGAGGGUAGUUCGGCGUUUAAUUACAACCCACAUCCGGUCGAUAUGACCAAUCUUACUUUGUCGAGAGAAAUGCAAAAUAUGGCCGAACGUUUGGCAGAAAACGCUCACGACAUUUGGGCGAGAAAGAAGAAGGAAGAGUUGAUUACUUGCGGAGGUGGCAUCCAUCCUCAAUUGGUUCCUUACGACCUAUUGACAGAUAAGGAGAAGAAAAAGGAUAGAGAGAGAUCGCAAGAGUUCUUAAAAUAUCUUCAAUACCAAGGAUAUAAAUUACACAGGCCAAAUCGAGGAGGACAACAAGAUACUGAACAAUCAACAGCCGGUCCCUCAGUGGAACUGCGUUUUGCGUACAGUUUACUGGAAAAACUAAUCCAAUACUUAGAUCGCGCCACAGUCAACAUGAAGCUCUUGAAGCCCUCGCAAACCUUCAGCAGAAGAAGUUCGUACAAGACAUCAUCGCGCGACAUUAAAUUCUUCUCGAAAGUGGUUUUACCGCUAAUGGAAAAAUACUUCUCCACCCAUAGAAAUUAUUUCAUAACAAUAGCGACAGCUACUAAUAAUGUGGGAGCGGCUAGUUUGAAAGAAAAAGAAAUGGUGGCAGCGUUAUUCUGCAAAUUGGCCAAUUUGCUGAGAACCAAAUUGGCGGCUUUCGGAGCGGACGUCAGAAUUACGGUCAGAUGUUUGCAGGUACUCGUCAAGGGAAUUGACGCCAAAUCCCUCGUUAAGAAUUGCCCGGAGUUUAUCAGAACUUCCAUGUUGACGUUCUUCAAUAACACGGCUGAUGAUUUAGGACAUACCAUUAUCAAUUUACAGGAGGGAAAGUAUAGUCAUCUGAGAGGAACACACCUGAAAACUUCAACAUCACUUUUUUACGUCAAUGUUGUAGUUUUACCUGUUCUAACAUCACUUUUCGAUCAUUUGGCCAAUUGUGAAUAUGGCAGCGACCUAUUACUGGACGAAAUUCAAGUCGCUUCCUACAAAAUAUUACAAGCACUCUACAUUCUUGGGACGGAUCCUACGCUAUCACACGAAAGGAAGUACUUAAAAACGGAAAUGGAGAAAUAUAGACCGUCGCUGGGAUCCUGUUUGGGUGCUUUCAGUUCUACAUUUCCGGUUGCCUUUUUGGAACCGCAUUUAAACAAAAAUAAUCAGUUUUCACUUUUGAAUAGAAUCGCAGAUCAUUCUUUAGAAGCCCAAGACAUAAUGGCACGUAUGGAAAGUUCAAUGCCUACCCUGGAAACAAUUAUUUCUGAAGUAGAUCAGUUUGUAGACAGCGAAAAGACAUAUUCUGACUCUCCUUAUGUUAUUGACGUCAUAAUGCCUAUGUUGUGCUCCUAUCUUCCUUUCUGGUGGUCCCAAGGACCUGAUAAUGUCAGCCCAACCGGAGGUACCCACGUCUCAAUGGUUACUUCCGAACACAUGAAUCAGUUGCUUAAGAACGUGUUGAAAAUGAUUAAGAAAAAUAUCGGCAACGAAAGUUCUCCUUGGAUGACAAGGGUUGCCGCUUACACUCAACAGAUCAUCAUUAACAGCAGCGAAGAGUUGCUCAAAGAUCCGUUCCUUCCUUUGGCCGAGAGAGUGAAGAAACGAACAGAAGCAAUGUUCCACAAAGAAGAAAGCUUGCGAGGAUUUAUUAAGAGUUCGUCAGAAGAUACUUCGCAGAUCGAGACCCAAAUUCAAGAAGACUGGCAUCUCCUAGUAAGAGACAUCUACUCUUUCUAUCCCCUUCUAAUAAAAUACGUUGAUCUUCAAAGGAAUCACUGGUUAAGACACAACGUUGCAGAGGCCGAAGAUCUAUAUAACCACGUGGCCGAAAUAUUUAAUAUUUGGUCUAAUUCACAAUACUUCUUGCGAGAAGAACAGAACUUCAUUUCUGCGAACGAAAUUGAUAAUAUGGUACUGAUUAUGCCCACGGCAACAAGAAGACCGGUGGUUCCUGAUGGUAGUCAGCCAACUGUUGGAAAGAAAAAGAAAAAACAUCGCGACAAAAAGAGAGACAAGGACAAGGAAAUUCAAGCUUCAUUGAUGGUCGCAUGUUUGAAGCGUCUUUUGCCGGUUGGUUUGAACCUGUUCGCCGGACGUGAACAAGAACUGGUGCAACACUGUAAAGAUCGUUUCUUGAAGAAAAUGCCUGAAUACGAUAUAAUAGACUUCGCGAAGAACCAACUCACUUUACCUGACAAAAUCGAUCCUGCAGAUGAAAUGUCCUGGCAGCAUUUCCUAUACAGUCAGUUGGGAAGCAAGAAGAGCAUAUCUAUCAGCUCUGUCGACAAUAAUGGAAAAAAUCAAGUAGACGAAACGGUUGAUAGAAUUGUAGCAAUGAGUAAAGUAUUAUACGGACUACACAUGAUCGAUCACCCGCAACAGCAGCAGAAAGGUGUUUACAGAAGCGUCGUUUCGACCCAAAGGAAGCGUGCAGUACUUUCUUGCUUCCGUCAGGCUUCUUUGCACAGUUUGCCAAGACAUCGAGCAAUAAACAUCUUCAUUCGAACUUACCGAGAUUUCUGGUUGCAAGACGAAAACAUAGGACAGGAAGUGUUGAUCGAAGACCUAACGCAGAGUUUCGAAGAUUCAGAAUUGAAAAAAAAAGAAGGCGAAGAAUACGAAAGCAAACCAGAUCCUCUUACUCAACUAGUAACCACAUUCUGUCGAGGAGCAAUGACUGAAAGGUCCGGAGCUUUACAAGAAGAUCCGCUGUAUAUGAGCUACGCUGAGAUUAUUGCCAAGUCUUGCGGCGAAGAGGAAGAAGAAGGUGAGGAGGAAGAGGGAGGCGGUGAAGGUGAAGAAGGUGGUACUUCCAUUCAUGAACAAGAAAUGGAGAAACAAAAACUUUUAUUCAACCAAGCUCGUCUGGCAAACAGAGGCGUAGCUGAGAUGGUUCUUCUCCAUAUUUCAGCAUGCAAAGGGGUUCCUUCUGAAAUGGUGAUGAAAACUUUAGAACUAGGAAUAUCAGUUCUACGCGGCGGUAAUUUCGAUAUCCAAAUGGGAAUGUUAAACCAUCUCAAAGAAAAGAAAGACGUGGGUUUCUUCACCAGCAUUGCUGGACUGAUGAACAGCUGUGGUGUAUUGGAUUUGGACGCGUUCGAAAGAAACACCAAAGCCGAAGGUCUCGGAGUUGGAUCUGAAGGAGCUGCUGGUGAAAAAAAUAUGCACGAUGCAGAAUUUACUUGUGCACUAUUCAGAUUUAUCCAACUGACCUGUGAAGGUCACAAUCUAGAAUGGCAAAAUUAUCUAAGAACCCAGGCCGGUAACACAACUACGGUAAAUGUAGUAAUUUGUACCGUCGAUUAUUUGCUAAGGCUGCAAGAAUCGAUAAUGGACUUUUACUGGCAUUAUUCCAGCAAGGAACUGAUAGAUCCAGCUGGUAAAGCGAACUUCUUCAAAGCCAUCGGUGUCGCCAGUCAAGUUUUUAACACGCUCACUGAAGUCAUCCAGGGACCUUGCACCCUUAAUCAGCAAGCUUUAGCACAUUCCAGAUUGUGGGACGCCGUAGGCGGUUUUCUUUUCCUCUUUUCCCACAUGCAAGACAAACUUUCCAAACACUCCAACCAGGUCGACUUGCUCAAAGAACUGCUCAAUUUGCAAAAAGACAUGAUCACCAUGAUGUUGUCUAUGCUUGAAGGCAACGUCGUUAACGGUACCAUCGGUAAACAGAUGGUUGACACAUUGGUCGAGAGUGCUAGUAACGUAGAACUAAUCCUAAAAUACUUCGAUAUGUUUUUGAAAUUGAAGGUAUUAACUUCGUCUGCCGGUUUCCAGGAAAUCGAUUUGAAUAGCGACGGUUGGGUAUAUCCCAAAGAUUUUAAAGAGAAAAUGGAGCAGUCCAAAAAUUAUACAUCAGAAGAAAUCGAAUUCUUGUUGGCUUGUUGCGAAACCAACCACGAUGGCAAAAUAGAUUACGUCGACUUCAUCGGUAGAUUUCACGAACCCGCCAAAGAAAUCGGUUUUAAUUUGGCAGUACUUUUGACGAAUUUGGCCGAACACAUGCCCAACGAACCAAGACUAGCCAGAUUCUUAGAAACUGCAGGAUCCGUUCUAAACUAUUUCGAACCGUUCUUAGGGCGUAUCGAAAUUAUGGGCGGCAGUAAACGCAUCGAGCGGGUCUAUUUCGAAAUCAAGGAAUCUAACAUCGAGCAAUGGGAGAAACCUCAAAUUAAGGAAUCGAAACGAGCGUUCUUCUACUCCAUCGUCACCGAGGGCGGAGACAAAGAAAAGCUCGAAGCAUUCAUCAACUUCUGCGAGGACGCCAUCUUUGAAAUGCAACACGCUAGCGGUUUAAUGGCCGUAGAAGAGUCCGGAGGCGGAGGUCCAACUAGAUCCACGAGCUACAGUUAUAUGACCGACGAAGAUGAGGACAGACUCCGCAAGAAUCCGAUACAAAGAGGUUACGCGGCUAUAAAAGAAGGAAUAUCGUACGGAUUAUCCUCGUUAAGUCCUUCUAAUAUCAAACACAAAAUUUCAGAAAUGCAACAAAUGACUUUUACGGAGCUGUUUAUCGGUUUCUUCAAGUUGAUAUUUUUCGCGUUUUACUAUUCGGGUUUCGGUGUGGCCGUAGUUAUAAAAUACAUCUUAGGCAUCCUGAUGUCGUUGAUGAGAGGUCCUGCAGUUGAAGAGCCGGUCAUACAAGUGGCCGUAGAAGAAAAAACGGGUCCGUUACGAGUGUUGCCUUCUUUACCGACGACGGAAGAACAAAAUACACAGAUACAGGCAUUCGGAGUGGAAAUAUCGAAAGAGGAUAACGGCAAUUACAAAAUGGCCCCGCACGAAUCACCCACUGGAAGCCAACCGUCUUCGGGAGAGGGAGAAACUACCCCGGAAGAAGGUGGAGAACACACCGAUGCGGAAACCACCGAGCAGCCUCUAUCUUUGGCCGAUUUAUUAGGCGGAGAGCAAGCUAAGAGGGCACAGCAAGAAAAAGUUGAAGCCCAAGCAGCACAGCAAGCCGUGAUGCAGGCGAUUGAAACCGAGAGCAAGAUAGUCCACAUAGCAGAACCAUCUGCUAUGUCUCAAAUCAAUUUUGCUUCUUACGGUCACAGAGCGGUAUCUUUCCUCGCCAGGAACUUCUACAACUUGAAAUAUGUCGCUCUCGUCUUGGCGUUUUGUAUCAACUUCAUGUUGCUGUUUUACAAGGUAUCCAGUAUUAAUGAAGAAGGAGGAAGCGGUAGCGGUGGUAAAGGCAUCGCAGAUAUUAUCGAAGGUUCUGGAUCUGAUAGCGGCAGCGGAAUGGGAUCUGGCGAUUCGGCCGAAGAAGACGAUCUGCCGGAGCUUGUCCACGUGGAUGAAGAUUUCUAUUAUAUGGCCCACGUAAUGAGGUUGGCGGCUAUGUUGCACAGCGCAGUAUCAUUAGCGAUGCUAAUAGCUUACUACCAUCUAAAAGUUCCUCUUGCUAUAUUCAAAAGGGAAAAGGAAAUCGCAAGGAGGCUUGAAUUUGAAGGACUGUACAUAGCGGAACAGCCGGAGGACGAUGAUCUAAAAUCUCAUUGGGAUAAAUUGGUUAUAUCGGCAAAGUCUUUCCCGGUGAAUUACUGGGAUAAAUUUAUAAAGAAAAAGGUACGACAAAAAUAUAGCGAAACUUACGACUUUGAUUCCAUUAGCAGUCUUCUGGGCAUGGAAAAAACAUCAUUCCAGCAACAACAAGAGGCUGAAGAAAAGCAUGGCCUUAUAGCUCUAAUUAUCAACAUCGAUUGGCGAUACCAAAUAUGGAAAUCGGGCGUAACAAUCACCGACAACUCGUUCUUGUACUCCCUAUGGUAUUUCACGUUCUCCAUUUUGGGAAACUUUAAUAACUUCUUUUUCGCCGCCCAUUUGCUCGAUGUGGCCGUCGGUUUCAAAACAUUGCGUACCAUCUUGCAAUCCGUAACGCACAACGGCAAACAGCUCGUCCUCACUGUAAUGUUAUUGACAAUCAUAGUGUACAUUUAUACCGUAAUAGCGUUCAACUUCUUCAGGAAAUUCUACGUGCAAGAAGAGGACGAAGAGGUCGAUAGAAAGUGCCACGAUAUGCUUACGUGCUUCGUAUUCCAUCUUUAUAAGGGUGUAAGGGCUGGUGGAGGUAUUGGAGAUGAAAUUGAACCACCAGAUGGGGAUGAUUACGAAGUAUACCGUAUUAUGUUUGACAUUACGUUCUUCUUCUUUGUUAUUGUCAUUUUGUUGGCCAUCAUUCAGGGUUUAAUCAUUGAUGCUUUUGGUGAGCUUCGUGAUCAACUUGAGAGCGUAAAAGACGAUAUGGAAUCAAAUUGCUUUAUAUGCGGUAUUGGAAAAGACUACUUUGAUAAAGUUCCGCACGGUUUCGACACUCAUGUACAGCAGGAGCACAACCUAGCAAAUUACAUGUUCUUCCUUAUGCACUUGAUCAACAAACCGGACACAGAAUAUACCGGUCAAGAAACGUACGUCUGGAAUAUGUACACGCAACGAUGCUGGGACUUCUUCCCGGUUGGUGACUGCUUCCGAAAACAGUACGAAGACGAAUUAGGAGGUGGAGGUGGUUAAUUCUUCCAUACUUAUGCAUUGCAUGCACAAUAUUUAAAAAAUCGCUCAAUUUCUAUCCAAAUCUUUGUCUUUAAUUCGAAUAUCCACACAGUGAAAAACUUGUCGGUUUUGCUUUGUAAAUAAACGUACGAAUAGGUCAAAAUAAUAUCAAGCUAUGCGUUAAACUUUUCGAGAAUCUAUGCCUUACGUUAUUUUUUUGUAAAUGUUUAAGAUUUUAACGCAUGUAUUUGCGGAAUUUGAACUAUGAUUAAAUAUUUUCUUGUUAA